Molecule: messenger RNA, 6049 nt
Organism: Brassicogethes aeneus
Lineage: Eukaryota; Metazoa; Arthropoda; Insecta; Coleoptera; Nitidulidae
Source: the annotation of a GenBank genome assembly
UUUUGAACUUAUGAAAAUGACAGGUUAAAAAAUGCCCGUUUUUAAAAAACCUCUACAUUAAAAGUUAAUAAAUUAAGUUCGUCAAUUUUAACUUGCAAAUCUGGAUGAGAAAGCAGAAAUAAUGAUUGCUGCCUCAGAACCACAGGAGUUUGUUCCAAGUGGAAGGCAGCAAGCAACUCAGCAUGCUUUAGCAGAAGAUGCUGACUUAGAAGUGUUACUAAGACCAGAGGAUCUUGUGCUUAAGCAACUAGAAAAUAUAUCGCUAGCCGACACAAAUCAGGAUGAAUGGUGGAUACUCAGAAAAACUCCUCGCUCGAAUAACGAAAGUUUUUUUGAAUCUGUAAAAUCGCACAACAACAAAAGUUACAGUAACACUACAAGUAAGUCGUACAGUUCUUAUUUUGAUGAAUCAAAGCAUUUUUCUGAUGCAAGUGGUUCGAGGUUGGGUAAUAAGAGAUUGUCAGUUGAUGAGCCAAAAAAUAACGCUGAGAGUAAAAAAACCGAAAGUACAUUGAAUACAAAGUUAUCCCCAGAGGUUAUGGAGGAUGAGUUGUAUGUAAAAGGUAACACAACAAUUUGGUCUAGGGGUUUGGUAACCAAUGAGGAAGAAUUGGAUAAUGGUAGGGUUUUACUUUGUUGCUAUACUUCACCCCUUCCAGUUAAACAAGCUCUAUGGUGCACCUUUUAUUGUGAACGUCCUAUAUACGAUACAAAUUUAGAAGAACGUUAUAUGAAAAUUGAUGAACCUAGUGGGAUUCCUGUACCAUCAAUUUGCAUCAUAGAUGAACAUAACAUAAGAAUUUUCACGGAAAAAGGGGAAGAUUUUGUUAUUACGGUGCCCUUUAAAAUAAACAAAGUCUGGACUACAAGGUUUGGUUUGUUGGUUGAAAAAACACCAUUCAAUACCACAAAAGAAACCCAGUUUGAUAACCAGGCAAAUUUGUAUUCACUAGCCUACCCUUUAGAUGAUGUUUGUCAAGUUACAUUGCAUCAAAACUGCCUCAUGCAAAUUUUAAAUAACCCCAACUGGACUGUGGUAUUUACAUGUGAUAAACCUAGCAUUUGCAUGAUUUAUGAUAGCACCACUAGGCAACACAGCGUUUUUAGGAUAAGACACCUCAAACCUGAGGAGAAAAACUUUUCCGAUAAAGCCUCCAGCAUGAGUCAUUCCAGAAAUUUAACCACAUCCAGUAAGCAAUUAAAACAUAGAUAUUCAAUGUGGGACAUUGUCAAUAGCCAAAAUAUACUCUCUAGUCCAAGCAGUACUAAACCAAGCAGCCCUUGUCCUCAGUCUAGAUCACUCAGUUCUAUGGCUACCAUAAGUCGGUGUCAGUCGCCAGCUGCGUCUUCUGUGGGAAGCCCCUGGAUGCCGCAAAGGUCGCGAAUAAGCACUAGUGCACUAUUGGAAAAAUGUCAAAUUUUGCCGAACAAUAAUUCGUUUUUCGACUCGUCGAAAACCAUGUCGCAUUUACGUUCAAACCCGACGAUUUGUCUAGAUUAUUUGUGGACCGACAACUAUUCCACCCAGGAUGGGGCGCUCGCAGGUCCGGCCACUAAGGUGUUCUUUAGCGAGGAUUACACUGGUCAGUGGUACCUUUGCUACAUAUUAUUAGCGCGUUACCAACUGUCCAUCGUUAAGGUGGACUUCACCUCGAAUUCUUCGCAAAUGUCAUUUGGCAUGUUGACCAGUAUUAGUGCGAAGGAUGCGGUUCCGAUUCCGCAUUUACACAUGCUGGCCAUUUUGGAACACACCGGCAACGUUACGUUAUAUUCCGGCCUAACAGCAGUAGGUAAACUACAUUUGGGAGGAACUUUGGUGGAACACACUCCUUCGCCCUAUAUAAGGAAGAACCUCGACCAAUUUCCAAAACGUAGCAGUUUGUUACCUCAUUGCAGCCAGGUGGACCCGCAAUUUGAUGAACACCUAUUUUCUCCAGUGUUGCCACCUACUUCUGCCCCCAGAACUACCAUUAAAUUUAAUUUUGACGUUCCUUCGUCGAAAACGACGUUGGUCAGCUUGACGGACGCGAUCGAGAACCGGCUGACUCUGAAGUAUUCCGACGGCACGUACUAUCGCAUAGCGUUGCCUAAUCUCGCCUCUUCCCCAUUGGUGGAAAGCUGUCUCGUCGUCAUCAGACAGGCCUUGCAACGCGACGCCUCCAUCACCUUCUUGGCGCGCUGGUACGCCACAAGAAACCUUCUCGGCAGCCAGGAAGUCACGGUCGACCAAGAGUGGAACAUGUUCUCCCUGCUUCUAUUCGAGCUUCUCGGUUAUGAUGAAGACCACCCGAGCGAAAUAUCAAAGGAAGUGCCAGUGACCCCAUCUAGCGGAAUAAAGCGUGUAAAACAAAAUUGCGAGGGUUGCGAUGACGAUUGGAAUUUCAUGAUUAACUCGGAUCACAAUCAAAAACUAAACCAACACCUAGGAAAUCAACUGUACCUCAAUCUUGCGCAAGGUUCGCAAUGCGAAGACGAAACUCUACCUGUGACGAUAAACGUCAAAUCGGUUUUAUUUCCGUACAUUAGAAUCGUGCAUUUCACCUUGCAUUUGCUGUAUGAAGAUCUGAAACUAAACGCUCUCAGAUCGAGCGACCUCUUGCCUCUGAUGAAGGUCUUGAAUAAAUUGUCGAACGAUUUGGGCCUGAUGGAUUAUUCCCUGCUGUACUGGAAGGAUUUCCCCGGACACGGAGUGGUCAAAAAUAGCGGCGUCAUUUCGCAAAACGAUCUUAAAAGCGUCAACUUUUUUGCCGGGUUCAAUGGUCAGCCAAUCAGCGUCAUGCAACAUGUUUUGAACUUGUUGGGCGAUGGAGAUGUGCCGGAGUAUCCGUUUCUAUCGAAUGUCAACAUCAGAUCCAGGGAUAUUGUUCAAUUGUGCGGCAUUCUGUCUGGCCGCCAUAAAAAUCUACCCGCCGAAAAUCAACUGGACAGCUUCGUAAGGGACGUAACCCCGAACGCCCAAGAACCGCCGCAUUGUCACACUAGAGUGAGAAAAACCGCCGAGAUGUCUUCGGUGGAACUCGCCAUCUUGCUCAUGGUAGACAUGGGCAUCACUCUAAGUUACCUCGACACCCUACCGGUCGGGAUUUACCUGUUGUUGUACAGCGCCCUCUGGAUGUGCAGGGAGAACCCGCCGUCCGAUUGGCCGGCCGAGGCGUACAGGCUCUUGUGGAGGGAGGAUCUGGCCGCGCAGGCGCUCAAAUUGAAAAAGGAGGUAGUCGAGACCGUAACGGAAAAGUACCGAAUGCUCGACGAAGACCUGUUGAAGUACAUCGUUCCGCCGGCGGACACCGAGCAACCGGACGGCAUGGAGGACACCGAGUCGCCGCUGCUGAAGCUGCGCUUCGCGCGGGACCUGCGCGUGCGCGAGACGCGCAAGAUGCUGCGCAGCUCGCGUCCCGUCGGCGUCGCGCUCGUGCAGCGUCCCGACGUCUCCGAUCACGAUUUCAUCGAGGAGCAGGAGAAGCAUUUGUUUGCCGUGUGCACCAGGACCAUGGCGCUGCCGAUCGGAAGAGGCAUGUUUACCAUGCGCACUUCCACUCCUGUGAUCACCGAGCCGAUGCCGUGCCCGCCGCUGUGCUUGACGGGAAAAGCGCCACCUCGAGGCACCACCGUGGACCUCAGCCACAUCGACACGCCCGCCAACAUGAGUCUCUGGCCGUUGUUCCACAACGGCGUCGCCAACGGCCUGCGCAUAUCGCUGGAGGCGCGGUGCGUCGACACCACCUGGAUCAUUUUCAACAAGCCCAAGGAAAGUUCCGACCACGAGAUGGAACACGCCGGGUUCCUGAUGGCGCUCGGUUUGAACGGCCAUCUGAGGAACCUGGACGUGCUCAGGAUCUACGAUUACCUCGCCAAGCUGCACGAAAUGACGAGCAUGGGAGUUUUGCUAGGUUUGUCGGCGGCGUAUAGAGGCACAUCGAAUAUGAGCCUAACUAAAACGCUCAGCAUCCAUAUAGAGGCUCUAUUACCGCCUACUUCAAUGGAACUAGAUGUUCCGCAAAAUCUCCAGGUUGCCGCUUUGCUCGGCGUAGGACUUGUGUAUCAGAGAACCGCUCAUCGUCAUAUAACAGAGGUGCUCCUAUCUGAAAUAGGAAGACCUCCAGGUCCGGAAAUGGAAAACUGCGUCGAUAGAGAAUCCUACUCGUUGGCGGCGGGCCUGGCUUUGGGUAUGGUCACGUUAAAACACGGCGGUCGACCAAUAGGAUUGUCGGAUUUAAAUGUGCCCGAUACUUUGCAUUACUACAUGGUUGGCGGAAACAAAAGAACAUUGACAGGUUCGCAAAAGGACAAGUACAAGGUGCCAUCGUUCCAAGUCAAAGAGGGUUCGUGCGUUAACUUGGACGUAACCGCUCCGGGAGCGACCAUGGCCCUGGGUUUGAUGUACUUGGGAACUGGCAACAGGGCGGUAGCCGAUUGGAUGGCGCCACCGGAAACGCAGUACCUGCUCGAUUUUGUCCGUCCCGAUUUUUUGCUGCUCAGGAUUUUGUCCAGAUCUCUUAUUCUAUGGGAUGACAUCGAACCCUCUAAAGAGUGGGUAGAGGGUCAAGUACCAUCAACCAUAAGGCCUUACUGUAUGGUUAAACCUAACCCCACUUUAGAUGUGGAUUAUGAAGCAAUGAAUCAAGCCUACUGUAACAUUAUUGCCGGAGCGUGUUUCGCAUUGGGUUUAAAAUUCGCCGGUUCUUCAGAUAAAGACGCUUUCGAUACCCUUAUUUAUUUUUGCCAUUUAUUUACCAAACUUACCAACAAAUCAAUUGCGGAAUUGGCCGGCAGAGCAACGAUUGAAACGUGUUUAAAUGCUGUUUUACUUUCAGCAUCAAUGGUGAUGGCUGGUACCGGAAACCUGGAAAUAAUGCGUCUGGUGAGACAUCUGCGCAAGCGCGUCGGAGCCUCUUCGAGCGCCGUCGUCACCUACGGCUCCCACCUGGCCACUCACAUGGCCUUGGGUCUGCUGUACUUGGGGGGCGGUCGGUACACGCUGUCGAACUCGCCGGCCAGCGUUGCCGCGCUCAUCUGCGCCUUGUACCCCAAGUUUCCCACGCACAGCAACGAUAACAGGUAUCACCUGCAAGCUUUCCGGCACCUGUACGUUUUGGCGGUGGAGCCUCGCGUCGUCAUACCCAGGGACGUGCAUUUGGGUAAAACUUGCUACGCGAACCUGCGCGUCGUCACUUUGGAAGGCUCGGAGUUGCGCGUCAAAGGUCCCGGCAUUCUGCCCGAUCUAAGCACGCUGACCAAGGUUUCCCUCGAGGACGACCGCUACUGGCCGGUGGUGUUCGAACGGGGACGCAACUGGGAUCUGUUAAUAAAAAUACUUUUUACCGAUGGCCAUGUGGAGGUAAAACAAAGAGCAGGUUGCCUAAGCUACAUAAUGGACAGAUUUGGUUAUCAAAGUCAUUUGGCCAGGACUUUAACGCAAUCUGGAAUUGUGCCCUGGGACCCCACUCCAGACUCAAUUAGUUCAUUUACGUCUGAAAAAAUGAUAAAGUAUUUUUGCGAUCAUUUCCUCAAGCUGAAAAGGAAGAAUUUCCACUUGCAGGAGCAAAAAUUGAAGCAGAAGUUGAUAAAAGUCACAUAUGAUGCUGUUAUUAAGGAUAAGCUAAUUAUUAUCUACGUUUUUGCAACACUUUUUAAGAUGGUGGAAGAUCUCGCCAAAAAUCCAAGCACAAAUAAUAUUUGGCAGUUAAAAAUAAUCAGGAAACAAACUUUCAUGAAGACCAUGCUUUGCAAUUUAAUUUCCAAAGAGGCUCUGAUUUCGGUUCAGCAGGAAAUCUUUGAUAUUUUUGGAGAGUGGGAAAAAACAAUGGGACAUCAACUGAACACCUAUUUGUUAGGUGGUGACGUUUUCAGUGAGAGUUUGGAAAUGCAAAACAAGUUGGCGAACUAUGUGAUUUUGUAUGAUAUACCCUACAACUUUGAAUUGAAGAAUGGCGAACUUUUGGAGGUGAUGAGCAAAUUGCAGUCCAGCAACUUCUCAAGUGAGACUGUUAGCAAAUUAAUUAAGAUUAUUCAAUUGUAGAUUUAAGAGCAACUUUUUGUACAUAAAAUG